Molecule: messenger RNA, 2635 nt
Organism: Protopterus annectens (West African lungfish)
Lineage: Eukaryota; Metazoa; Chordata; Ceratodontiformes; Protopteridae
Gene: TGFBI
Product: transforming growth factor beta induced
Exons: 17
Coding region: 85-2094 (669 amino acids)
Molecular function (GO): protein binding
Source: RefSeq, a predicted model, not a curated record
UAUUUAUUACAGCUGCACAACUGAACUGCCUUCACCCUAGAAGCCUGUUAGGAAUCCAGAGGGUACAUAUUUAAAGAGAACAAAAUGAGGCAGUUUAUGCUACUUGCCCUGUUAGCUGCUUACUAUGUCAGCUGUGUUUCUCCAGUAAAAUCUCCCUACCAACAAGUACUUCAACACAGCCGAAUCAGAGGCAGACAGCAUGGCCCCAAUGUGUGUGCCGUUCAACAAGUGUCUGGAACCAACAUAAAGUACUUCGCAAAUUGCAAGCAGUGGUACAGCAGAAAAGUUUGUGGAAGACCUACUAUAAUCAGCUAUGAAUGUUGCCCUGGAUAUGAAAGGAUUCCAGGAGAAAAAGGCUGCCCUGCUGCAUUACCCCUUGUUAACAUGUACAACACUCUGGGAGUGGUGGGAGCCACUACAACGCAACUGUAUUCUGAAAGGUCUCAGCUGAAACGAGAAAUCGAAGGACCUGGAAGUUACACAAUGUUUGCACCAAGCAAUGAGGCCUGGGCUGCCCUACCUGCAGAAAUCCUGGAUGCUCUGGUUAGCAAUGUGAACAUUGAGCUGCUCAAUGCUUUGCAUUAUCACAUGGUUAAUAAACGCCUCUCCUCAGAAGACCUCAGAAAUGGACUUGUUGUACCUUCUAUGUACUUGGAUCUGGAUUUACAUGUCCAUCACUAUCCCAAUGGGAUAAUUACUGUGAACUGUGCCAGAGUCAUAAAAACAGAUCACCAUGCUACUAAUGGAGUGGUCCAUGUAGUUGACAAGGUCAUCACUGCUGCAACUAACAAUAUUUAUCAGAUCCUUGAAAAUGAUGAUAGUCUCGAAAAAGUACAAGCUGCUGUUGCUGCUGCAGGUCUUUCUACACUUCUUGAAAGUGAAGGCCAGUACACAUUUUUUGCACCAACUAAUGAAGCAUUUGAGAAGAUUCCUAAACAAACUCUAAAUAGAAUUCUUGGAGAUCCUGAAGCUUUGAAAGAUUUGUUAAACUACCACAUUUUGAAGAACCUUCAGUGCUCAGAAGCUAUCAUUUCUGGUGCUCCCAUGGAGACACUUCAUGGCACCCAUCUGGAAGUAGGAUGCAGUGAUGGUGGCCUGACUAUUAAUGGCAGAUCAAUUAUUGCACAGAAAGACAUUCUGGCUACAAAUGGAGUGGUCCAUUUCAUCAAUGAACUGCUUAUUCCUGAUACAGCAAAAACCCUUUCAGAACUGGCACAAAAUUCUCUCGUUUCGGAGUCCUUCAAAUUAUUUCGUCAAGCUGGCCUGGAAUCUUAUCUGUCAGGAAAAGAUGCAUACACCGUCAUUGCUCCUCAAAAUGAUGUAUAUCAAAAUUCAACUCCUACUGUAAAUAACCAGAUGAAGAACUUGCUGAGAGAUCAUAUAAUUAAGGACCGCUUUUUAUCCAGGCACUUGUACCAUGGGCAGACACUGGAGACAAUCAGUGGAAAACGUCUAAGGGUCUUUGUCUACCGACAUGCACUGUGUAUAGAAAAUGCAUGCAUUGCUGCCCAUGAUAUGAGGGGAAGGUUUGGCACCAUCUUUAUUGCAGAAAAAAUGCUGACUCCCGCAACAGGAACAGUAAUGGAUGUACUGAAGGCUGACAAUCACUAUAGCACAUUGGUUGGAAUGAUCCAGAAGGCUGGACUUACUGAAACAUUUACCAGGCCUGGUACAUACACAAUAUUUGCACCAACCAAUGAGGCCUUCCAAGCAUUACCUGCAGAAGAACGCAGAAAACUUACAGAUAAUCCUGCUCAGCUCCUUGAUACACUGAAGUACCACAUGGGUGAAGAAAUCCUUGUUAGUGGUGGGGUGAAUCAGUUUGUGAGAAUGCCAUCUAUGCAGGGAGGAAAACUCGAAAUCACCUUAAAAAAUAAAGUGAUGUUUGUUAACAAAGUCCGUGUCGCCCAAGCUGAUAUCAUGGCAACCAAUGGUGUGAUACAUGCUGUCAACAGUGUAGUUCGACCACUUGCUUCACGGCCUACAGGCAUAGAAGAUUUGGGAACAGUUAUUCAUCAGGAAGCUGCAGCAUUUAAGCCUCUUCUACAAUUAAAAAAAGCUGGACGAAGAGCAAGAAGAUCCCUCUCUCGGUGAACAGAAUGAGCCAAGCAAUGAGUCUGUGAAGAUGUGGGAAUUUUAAAGGAAUUCUUUCCUUGUACUCAUGAACUCCAAUGACAUUGUGCAAAAUUCUCUUUUUCAUAUUCUUUAAAUUCACUAAAAACAAAUUCAGAAUGAAAUGACCCUUCCAUUUUAAUUAUUUUGUGUGGCCUUUCUAAGUACUAACACAUGGCAGUAUUUGAUAUGUUUCUUUUGUCAAGACUGAAAAACUAAUAGCUUAAAUCUGACUGAAAUAAAUAUUGAAAGCUUUUUUGUUUGUUAUGAAAAAUCAGACCCUGUUUUACUUUACUUCAUAAACCACUAUUUUCAGAUAUAAACAUUAAAUGGUUUGUGUAUAUUCCAUAGGACCAUGAAAAUGUUAUAAGCUCUGUCCGAUUCUUGUUGAUUUUAUUUCUUUUGUACAUGUUUUUAUGUAAUUGUUAUGCUUUUCAAAUGAAUUGGAAAAAGUAUUAUGUGAGUCAUUAAAAUGGUUUAAUUUAGAGGGAAAACUACUUAAAUAAAGGUAUCUUUAGUAAUA